Molecule: messenger RNA, 1212 nt
Organism: Cyclopterus lumpus (lumpfish)
Lineage: Eukaryota; Metazoa; Chordata; Actinopteri; Perciformes; Cyclopteridae
Gene: agxta
Product: alanine--glyoxylate and serine--pyruvate aminotransferase a
Exons: 11
Cellular component (GO): peroxisome
Molecular function (GO): L-serine:pyruvate transaminase activity; L-alanine:glyoxylate transaminase activity
Source: RefSeq, a predicted model, not a curated record
GGUGUCCACUGCGCCCGUGGGAACAUGUCGCCCGUCUCCGUGCCCCCACCGAUGUGCCUGCAGAAACCACUGGCGGUUCCUCACCGCCACAUGUUUGGACCGGGACCUUCCAAUGUGCCCCGGCGGAUCUUGGAGGCCGGGGCCCUGCCCGUCAUUGGACACAUGCAUCCAGAGAUAUUCGAGAUAAUGAGUGACAUCAAAAGUGGAAUCCAGUACAUUUUCCAGACUCGGAACAGCAUGACUUUGGCUGUGAGCGGCACCGGCCACACCGCUAUGGAGUGCGCCAUCUUCAACAGCGUGGAGCCCGGGGAGAGCGUGCUGACCGCGGUCAACGGCAUAUGGGGAGAGCGAGCCGCAGAAAUGGCUGAGAGGAUAGGAGCCAGAGUAAACACCAUCGUGGCGGCCGCUGGCGGUUUCUUCACGAAUGCAGAAAUUGAGCAGGCCUUGUCAAAACACCGACCAGUGCUGUUCUUCCUCGCACAUGGAGAAUCUUCCACGGGAGUCCUGCACCCUUUAGAUGGCAUCGGACAGCUGUGCCUGAAGUAAGAUCACAGGUACAACUGCUUGUUUCUCGUCGACUCCGUGGCGUCGAUUGGAGGGAGCCCUCUGUGCAUGGACCAGCUAGGGAUAGACAUCCUGUACACAGGCUCCCAAAAGGUUUUGAAUGCUCCUCCGGGCACAGCGCCCAUCUCCUUCAGUGAGAGAGCCUGCCAGAAAAUAUUCAACCGCAGGACAAAGCCUGUAUCGUUCUCCUUGGAUUUGAGUUGGCUUGCAAACUACUGGGGAUGUGAUGGCAAGCCAUCAAGAGUAUAUCACCACACAGGUCCAGUCACUGCUUUUUACUCCCUGAGGGAGGGCCUGGCUGUCCUUGUCGAAGAGGGCCUCGAGAAUUCAUGGGAAAGACAUCAAAAAGUGGCAGAGUAUUUCCACGCUGGCCUAGAAAGCAUGGGACUCAAACUUUUUGUCAAAGAAAAAGUGACACGACUCCCCACGGUUACCACUAUUGCUGCUCCUCGUGGAUAUGACUGGAAAGAGAUUACAGCCUACAUCAUGAAAACACAUAAUUUAGAGAUCUCCGGAGGGCUUGGGCCAUCAGUUGGCUUGGUGCUGCGUGUUGGACUGAUGGGAUGUAACAGCAGCAAGGCCAAUGUUGACAUGGUGCUGGCAGCACUGAAAGACGCUCUGAAACACUGCCACAGGAGCAAAGUGUAA